Molecule: messenger RNA, 802 nt
Organism: Paramecium sonneborni
Lineage: Eukaryota; Ciliophora; Oligohymenophorea; Peniculida; Parameciidae
Source: the annotation of a GenBank genome assembly
AUUUUUAAUAUGCUUCCUCCUCCAGAUCGUAUUAAUUAUGCAGAAAUGAGAAUUCAAGUAAAUUAUUAUUAUUAUAACAUAUAAACUAGAAAGUUUAAAUUCCUGUAUAAGUGCCUAUAUUCAAACCAAUUUAUGUAGAUUAUCCUUAUCCAAAUUAUGUUUGGACUUAAGAUGUUCAAUAAACAGCAGUUUUAAAUGCUUAAUAAGGAAUCUCAACAUUAUUUACCAAUCCUUAAAUGAGAACAAAAAUAAUUUAUGAUGAUUCAAGUGAAGAUUCUGAAUCCUCAUCAGAAUCUGAAUCUUCAUCAGAAUCUGAAUUUGAAUCAAAAUUAUAGGUUUAAACUCAAGGAAAUAGUGCAACUAUAUAAGGUUAAUAAUAAGUUGCUAAUAAUAACUAUGUAAAUUCUCAAAAUAAUAAUGCUGUACUUAUUUAUUUUUUAUAUAUCAUAGUAUGGUCCUACUUAAUCUUCAUAAAUCAUAAAUACUAAUUCUUAAAUAGAAUAAAAUUAGAAUUAAUAAAUAAGGCCUCCUAUAAAAUUAGAUUAUCGUGAUUCUGGUUAUCAGAAAAGUUAAAUAUAAGUCAAUAAUUCUUAUAUAACAAACAAUUAUCCUACAUAAAACUUGGUUUAGGUUUAGGGCAAGUAACUUAUAUUCUUUUCAUUAUAGAAAUGAAACUAAUGUAAGCAAAAAUAUAUCAAGAGGUAGACAAGCAUUACAAUAAUUUAAAAAUUAACUGAAUCAAAAUAAUGCCUUACGUUAGUAAUAAACAUAAUUCUAAUAACCAACCGCUUUUCCAUAAUGA